AGAGCGUCGGCCGCGCGUAGAGUCAGCACGCAGAACUAGGCGGAGGUGAUUGUCUGAACGGAAGUGGUGUGUCCGGGAUAUACAAACAUGGCGGACGGAGAAGUGACUUUGGUUAUCCGCAGCCCCAGCCUGAAGCAGGAGGAGAGGGAGGUGAAGGCGCUCCGCGGCUAUACGGUGCUGGAGCUGAAGAGCCAGCUGAGGCGGGAGCUGCCCGGGCAUCCGAUGGAACAAGACCAGAGACUGAUCUACUCAGGAAAACUGCUCCCCGACCAUCUGAAACUCAACGAGGUCCUUUCCAAGGAGAACAGACACGUGUUGCACCUUGUAUUCUCUAUGAGGAGCUCUCUGCCCAGCCAGGCUGCAGAAUGCAAGCCACAGCCAAGUACCACAACACAGCCUGCCGAUCCUCAGACAGAUGGCAUUAGACAGCGCAAUUUAUCACCAAAUCUUCCAUCAGCACACGCAAACACACCCAGCCCUCCAGCAGUGAAUCAAGCCUUCUCCACUUACUCUAUGUACAGCCCUCAGCAGAUUCUGUGGUUGCAACAGAUGUACGCCAGGCAGUACUACAUGCAAUACUAUGCUGCAGCUGCUGCCACCACCGCUCCCUCUCAGCGACGACAAGAACUUCCAGUUGUGCCACCUGCUGCUCCAGACCCGCUUCCCCAUGCCUUUCCUGCCGCCAACCAGGCUCCCAUCCCUGAAGUUCAAGCCCCUGUAAAUCCCGUAGCCAAUCAGAAUUUGCGUAUGAAUGCACAAGGAGGACUGGUGGAAGAAGAAGAUGAGGUGAACAGAGACUGGUUGGACUGGGUGUACACUGCCGCUCGCUUUUCCAUCUUCCUCAGCAUACUGUAUUUCUACUCCAGCCUGAGCCGUUUCAUGAUGGUCCUUGGUGCCAUGAUCCUGAUGUAUCUGCACACCGCUGGAUGGUUUCCAUUUAGGCAAAGGCACCCUCAAGAUGCUGCACCUGCCCAGCCUCAGGUUGCUGGAAAUCAGCAAGAUCAAAACAACAACUUACAGGAACAGGAAAAUGGUCAAGCUGGGGAAGAAGCACUGAAUGAGGCUGCAGCCGCCACUCUUGAGGCCCACUCAUUCGUGUCCACAGCCUGGCUCUUCUUCAAAACAUUCUUUGCCUCUUUGAUUCCUGAGGGCCCUCCAGCAAUGGUUCAAUGAAGACGGUUCAUGAAGGACAUUUUGGAUACAGUUAACGGACUUGCAGCUGCAUGCUAUUGGUCUUCCAUCCCUAACAUGGCCGCAAGAACAGGCCCAGUUCAAAGAACUGACGCUCUGUAGUUUUCUAGGAAGACUUUUUUUGUUGAGACAAGUCUCCUUCAGAAAGAA
This is a messenger RNA of Nanorana parkeri, 1341 nucleotides long. It is a transcript of the gene HERPUD1, whose product is annotated as homocysteine inducible ER protein with ubiquitin like domain 1. The transcript has 8 exons. The record is from RefSeq and is a predicted model, not a curated record. NCBI's taxonomy places the organism in Eukaryota, Metazoa, Chordata, Amphibia, Anura, Dicroglossidae. Gene Ontology annotation, molecular function: transmembrane transporter binding. Gene Ontology annotation, biological process: endoplasmic reticulum calcium ion homeostasis; endoplasmic reticulum unfolded protein response; negative regulation of endoplasmic reticulum stress-induced intrinsic apoptotic signaling pathway. Bases 88 to 1173 code for a protein of 361 amino acids. Gene Ontology annotation, cellular component: endoplasmic reticulum membrane.